AUGGCAGCAGUGAAUGGUUCCCCCAAAACGGUGAGAAUUUCGACAUCUUCGGAAGAUACCAAUGGUCCAGACACAAAACUGAACGACGAUUCAGAAGCGCGAGAGUCUUCAAAUCGACGGGAAGAUAGGGAGAACCAAAAGGCCGAGAGCAAAAGGCGCAGACUAAAGCUCUUGAGAAUUCAAUCUCUAUACUUUGUCAUUACCUUUCUUCUCAUCCUCUCGCCAACCAGUUUGUUACGGUUUUUGAUUGCCGCCGGGUUUGGUGAUAAUGUCCCACCAUACAAAGAGUACAUGGAAAUACCGUACAACAAUUAUUGGUUGAUGGUGUUGCAGGCAUUUGUCUUUCCUCUUCAAAGCUGCGCAAAUAUGCUGAUCUAUCUAAGUCCAAAGUAUGCCACUAUUCGAAGACAUUAUAGUCAAGAGACUCGAUGGUGGGCCAUUCGUCGUACAAUCUUUGGUGCAUCGAUACGACCCUCCGGAGGGGAGGAUGUGUCUGGCAACAGACCAGUUGGAAUUAGCAUCAGCGACUUCAAAUCGUCCAGAGUUUCAAACACCGAUAAUAGGAUGAAGCAAGGUCGGGCAUCUAUUGCCCUAGCAGGAGAUUUUUUCGCAUAA
Messenger RNA from Cylindrotheca closterium, 615 nucleotides. Lineage: Eukaryota; Bacillariophyta; Bacillariophyceae; Bacillariales; Bacillariaceae. The record is from the annotation of a GenBank genome assembly.